AUGUCGGGCCGCGGGCGGGGCGCUGCACCCGCGCACGGGGAAGCUGUGACGCUCUCGCAGGGGGCCGCAGCGAUCGCGCGUCCAGCACGGGCCCAAGGAGUUCAAACCACGGGCUGUGCCAGAGCCCGCGAGCCGUGCGGCCUGGGCCGCGUCUUCGCCGUGCGCUCGACCGCAAAGGUGUGCUCGUGGAGCGGCUUCCAUCGAGAUCGGGGGACGGGCCGGACGCCUGACCACCUGGACUUCCCAAGCGCGCACGGGCAUGAAGGGCGGCUCGUGAUCGUCGGCUGCGCCGUGCUGGCGGACGGGCGCUCAUCCUCGAGAGUAGGCCGGCCUCGACCAGCUGGCGAGGCGACCGGAGUGGGCUCACGGACGGCCGCCGGGGAAGCUGCGGCUCUGGUCAACGGGCAGGACUGCGGCGUGGCCGCCACCGCACCGCCCCGCGUCUGGGCCGUGGUGGACUCUCUACGGCAAUGAACCGCAGUCACCGUGGUGCCGGUCGAGCCGGGAAGCCCCAGCCUGUUCCUCCGCAUCCUCGGCUCCAAUGCUCCCCCCCCCACCGCCACGCCUCGGCAAAGCCCUGUCUUGCAGCCUGGGCCGGCCCCAAUACUCCCCCCCUUCUGCGCCUCUCCGGCCAGGGUGCUGUCGGGCUGGGCUAGCAGGUCGGGAUCGAGGGGUGUAACACUGGCUUCCCUUCUCUUCCUUGUGUUUCUCUCCCCAGCCCUGGCCCUGCCCCGUAACCAGAGUCGCCCGGAUAAAUUCCCCAACAGCCUGGAGUCUGAGAACGGUGAGAUCCGCAUCGACAAGCUGGUGGACAAGUGGUCGGGCUCCAUCGAAAUCGGGGUGACGACCCACAACCCCAACAGCCUGGAGUACCCCGCAACCAUGACCAACCUGCGCUCCGGCACGAUCAUGAUGAGCGGCUGCGGGAUCCUAACCAACGGUAAAGGGACGCGGCGGGAAUACUGCGAAUUCAGCCUGGACGAGCUGCAGGAGGGGGAUCACAUUGGCCUGACCCGGAAAUCCAACAACGCUCUGCACUUCUAUAUCAACGGCAUUGACCAAGGUAGGGGGCGGAGCGGGGGGCUCAGCAGGGGGUGCUCUCCUCUGGCAGGCAGGGUUUACUCUGGUGCCAUUUUAAUCAGCCGCCCCGCCCCAGAGGUGGGCGCAUCUCAGUGCCGAGCGAGGGCGCCGGGCGAGGGGUCCCUGGGUAACCGGCCGCCCCACCCCAGAGGUGGCCGCAUCUUGGCGCCGGGGUCGGUGGCUCAUGUCCGAGCUAACUCGUCUGUCUUCCCCAGCGCCACGGACGACUUCAACCACGGGGUCGUCCUUAGCAACCGGGCCCUGCGUAACAACGAGGUCUUCCAGGUGCGGAUCGACAAGAUGGUGGACAAGUGGGCAGGCUCCAUCGAGAUCGGGGUGACCACGCACAACCCCACUUACCUGCAGCUGCCCUCCACCAUGACCAACCUGCGCUCAGGCACCUGGAUGAUGACGGGCAAUGGGGUUAUGCACAACGGUACCACCAUCCUGGACGAAUACGGGCACAACCUGGACCGGCUCAAGGCAGGCGACACGGUGGGCGUGGUUCGCAAAGAGGACGGCACGCUGCAUUUCUUCGUCAAUGGGGUGGCGCAAGGGCCGGCCGCCUGGAACGUACCACCCAACGUCUACGCCGUGGUGGAUCUGUACGGGCAGGCGGCGCAGGCCACCAUCCUCGACGACACGGAUUCUCCUCCCGUGCCCGACGACCUGUCGGAGGGCAACCACCAGCUGCGCCAGCAGCCCCUCGUCCACGGCCUCGUGAGUGACCUGCUUCACCAGCUGCACGGCGCCAACGCGGUGUGAUCACCAACGGCGGGCCGCACGGCGCUGCGCCAGAACUGCCGCAGCGAGUUCAACGACGCCAUCGUCAUCUCCAACCGGUCGGUGUGUGUGGCAGCUGUCCCGCCCCCACACCACCCCCCUGGGCUGCCCCCUCCCGGGCUUCAUGGCUCUCCCGUCUCCCACGCAGAAGCGCCGGGCAGUGAGUUCCAGAGAGGCUGGGCUGUGUACCGCAAGCCACGAGGACCAGCGGAGGGACUAAAUGUGCAAGCCAAGGCCGGGGCUGGGCGGCCCCUCGGGCCCACCUUCCAGCCCCCACGGCUUGGACCCCUAUGGGCAGGGGUCACCGCCAUCUACUCACGGGCCGAAGACCUGGAGUUCCCAAACAUCAUGACGAACAUCGAUUACGACACCUGGAUGCUCAGCGGCACAGCCAUCAUGCAGGACGGGACACCAUGCGCAAACAACUAUGGCUGCGACCUGGACUCGUGACACAGGCUCCCGCAUCGGAUGAUGCGCCGCGCCAAGGGGGACUUGCACUACUUCAUCAACGGCGUGGACCAGGCGUGGUGCUGCUCCGGCCUGCCCCCGCCAAGGGUAUACGCCGUGGUGGAUCUCUACGGCCAGUGCGUCCAAGUGUCCAUCACCAGCGCCACGGGUCCCAUGGACAACAGCCUGUCGACCAGCAAUGUCACCGAGAAAUCCUUCCCCAUCCACUCGCCAGUGCCGGGCGUGGCUCACCGCUUCCACAGCAGCUGCGGGAAGAACGUGGCCUUCCAGGACGACGGGUGCCGGGCCGUGCGCGUGGCCGGCUACAGCCACGGCAUCGUCUUCAGCAUGAAGGAGCUGAAGGCCGACGAGGUGUUUGAGGUGAAGAUCGAGGAGCUGGACGAAAAGUGGUCGGGCUCCUUCCACGUGGGGCUGACCACGCUGCUGCCCUCCGAGGUGCCCUACGCGGCCACGGGGCUGCCAGCCUCCCUGCUGGAGCUGCACUCCAAGGCCACCUGGCUGGUGGCCGGCUCCGAGGUGCGGCGCAACGGCCAGCUGCAGAAGCAGAACUACGGCUGCUCACUGGAGAGGCUGGGGGUGGGGAACGCGUGGGGGUGUAAGCGUGCCGGCACGACCCAUGCACAUCCUGGUGGAGCGAGCGCGAGGACAUGGGGCGGCCACCACCGGCUGGCCAAGAACGUCUAUGUGGUGCUGGAUCCUGUAUGGCGCGUCACCGCAGUCUCCAUUGUCAGCUCCACCGUGCUGGAGGAGUCGGACGGCACCAAGCCCCCGUCAGUCGCCUCUGAGACGUGUGAGAACGAGGCCCCCGUGCUGCCGGCCGCCAUGGAGUUCCUGGAGAACCACGGCAAGAACAUCCUGCUGUCCAACGGCAACCUGACGGCCACCCGCGUGGCGAGCUACAACCAGGGCAUCGUGGUCAUCGCCCAGCCCCUGCCCCAGGGCCAGCUGUUCCAGGUUCAGAUCGACUUCCUGAACCCCCAGUGGACGUCGUCCCUGUCCCUGGGCGUCAUCGGCACCUCGCCCGAGCGCCUCAACUUCCCCGCCACGGCCUGCUCCAUCAAGCGCUCCGCCUGGCUGCUGCAGCGCGACUCCGUCUUCCACAACUCGCUCAAGAUCUGUGACAACUACGGGCCCAAUCUGGACACGUGCCCCGAGGGGACGGUGCUGGGCCUGCUGGUGGACUCGAGCAGCUGCCUGCACCUCUACGUCAACGGCAUGGACCAGGGGGUGGCCGCCCAGGACAUCCCCAGCCCCUGCUACGUCCUCGUCGACCUCUACGGGCAGUGCGAGCAGGUUACCAUAGUAACGAAUGACACCCCGGCAGUGGGAGGGGAGAGCGCGGACUCCCACGCCCAGGGGGACAUGGAGAAGGCCGACAUGGUGGAUGGCAUUAAGGAGAGCGUGUGCUGGACGCCCCCCGUGGAAAUGAACACCAUGAAGACUUGCGAGUACCACGCCCUCUGUGCCCGCUUCAAGGACCUCCUGCUACUGCCAGACGACUACUUUGCGGAAGAUCCUAAAUUCAGCCUCUGCUACUGCGAGUCGUGCCACAAACUGCGGGGCGACGAGGCUUAUUACAAGCGAGGGGACCCCCCCCGGGACUACGCCUUGCCCUUCGGCUGGUGCCGUUUCAACCUCAGGGUGAACCCCCAGCUGGAGGUGGCCAGCACCUGUAAGAAGUGGCACAUGGCUUAUCAUGGCACCAGCGUGGGUGCCGUCCGGAGGAUGCUGGACCAAGGGGAGCUGGGAGCAGGCAGUACGUCCAUCCUGAGCUGCCGGCCUGCCAAGGCGGACCCCCAGGGCGGGGGCUACCACGAGCCGGAGAAUAGCUCCCCCGGCCGGGGGGCCGAGCCCCACCGCGUCCUGCUCUCGCCCACCCUGCGCUACGCCGGCCUGGAGGCCUUCGCCACCAAAGUGCAAUUCCGGGACCCCAAGUCUCAGCGGCAGCACGGGGCGCAGGUGGCCUUCCAGGUGUGCGUGCGCCCCGGCUCCUAC
Chelonoidis abingdonii (Abingdon island giant tortoise) is the source of this 4326-nucleotide messenger RNA. NCBI's taxonomy places the organism in Eukaryota, Metazoa, Chordata, Testudines, Testudinidae. The record is from RefSeq and is a predicted model, not a curated record.